UUUAAAUAAUUAUUUCUUUGUAACCUACAGAAGUGCACGAUCUACAGAGCAAUCAUCAUGGCAGAUAAGUCAGAUAGGUCAGAUUACGAUGAAAGCUCAAUAAACUAUAAAUGGAUGUGGUAUUAUAUGAGAAGAGAUGCGGAGUAUGAAAUAUGCAAUAUAUGUAAUAUGCCAUAUACUAGUUUUCACCAUUCCAAUAUGUUUAGACAUAUCGGACACUCACAUCCUAAUACAAUUUUAAAAAAACAGUUUACUCCAACACAAAACAAUGGAUUAAAAUGUAAUUAUUGUUCUAAAAUUUAUAUGGCAUCCAUAAAUCUGAGUAUAUAUACACAAAGACACUUGACAAAUGAUCAUAAGCUUAACGAAAAUAUAGCUAAUGAACUCAAAAUCUGGGUAAACCAGCAACUUAAUGUAAUUAAGAAAUGUGACACUUGCGAUCAAUUUAAAGAAUCUGAUAUUUUUAAUAUAAUGGUACAUUUAGUCGAAGCUCAUCGUGUCAUCGUGCUUCCAAAAUUUAUACCAAGAGGCAUAUUAUUACCAAAAUUAUACAAUCUUUUUCAUCGUGAUAGGAACAUCGCAGAUAUUCCAACGUCUAGCAGCAAUCAGCUGCCAACUUGUAACACUUUGAGAAAUUACUUUGAUAAUUUUUGUUCCGAUUUAAAUUCUGAUAGGGCAGUGGAGUCUACUGAAGAAGAUGAUUAUCACGAUCUUCCUGAUAUGUCACCAUCAAGCAACUUUUUUUCUGCUGAUACUAAUAAUGAAGAUAUUGAUUCGUUUUUAAAAGUAUUGACAAGGACAAGUUAUUUAAAUCGCUUAUUAUCACCAAGAUUAUACAAUCUUUUUCAUCGUGAUAGGAACACCGCAGAUAUUCCAACGUCUAGCAGCAAUCAACAAUCAAACUUGUAAUACUUUGAGAACUUACGUUGAGAAUUUUUGUUCCGAUUUAAAUCCUGAUAUGGCAGUGGAGUCUACUGAAGAAGCUAAUAGGACUAAUCUUAAGCGUAAUUAUUAACACUGCUUUUUCGAUUUAACAUAAAGCGAUAUAACACAAACUUAUAAAUAUAUCAAAUGUGUUGCAAAUUCAUAAUUUUUUAAUUAUUUAUAUA
Nylanderia fulva is the source of this 1109-nucleotide messenger RNA. NCBI's taxonomy places the organism in Eukaryota, Metazoa, Arthropoda, Insecta, Hymenoptera, Formicidae. The record is from RefSeq and is a predicted model, not a curated record.